AUGGCCAGCUACCCGGAGCCCGAGGACCCCGCGGGGACCCUGCUGGCCCCGGAGGGCGGCGGGCGGACGCUCCAAGAGCCCGAGGCGCCACCGCCGCCGCCGCCACCGCCGAGCCCCGGCAAGGGCGCCUCCUCCGGGCCGGCGGCUGCGGAGAAGCCGGACCCGGCGCAGAAGCCCCCGUACUCCUACGUGGCCCUCAUCGCCAUGGCCAUCCGGGAGAGCGCCGAGAAGAGGCUCACCCUGUCCGGCAUCUACCAGUACAUCAUCGCCAAGUUCCCGUUCUACGAGAAGAACAAGAAGGGCUGGCAGAACAGCAUCCGCCACAACCUCAGCCUCAACGAGUGCUUCAUCAAGGUGCCGCGCGAGGGCGGCGGCGAGCGCAAGGGCAACUACUGGACGCUCGACCCGGCCUGCGAGGACAUGUUCGAGAAGGGCAACUACCGGCGCCGGCGACGCAUGAAGAGGCCCUUCCGGCCGCCCGCCGCCCACUUCCAGCCGGGCAAGGGGCUCUUCGGGGCCGGGGCCGCGCCGGGGGGCUGCGGCGUGGCGGGCGCCGCGGGCGCCGACGGCUACGGCUACCUGGCGCCCCCCAAGUACCUGCAGUCGGGCUUCCUCAACAACUCCUGGCCCCUGCCGCAGCCCCCCUCGCCCAUGCCCUACGCCUCCUGCCAGAUGGCGGCCGCCGCCGCCGCCGCAGCCGCCGCCGCAGCAGCCGCCGCCGCCACCGGCCCGGGCAGCCCCGGGGCGGCCGCGGUGGUCAAGGGGCUGGCGGGCCCCGCGGGCUCCUACGGGCCUUACCCCCGCGUGCAGGGCAUGGCGCUGCCCCCGGGCGUGGUGAACUCCUACAACGGCCUGGGGCUCAGCCCCGCCAGCCCGGCCGCCGCCGCGCCCCCGGCCCCCGCGCCCAGCGCCGCGCCCGGCCUGCAGUUCGCCUGCGCCCGGCAGCCCGAGCUCGCCAUGAUGCACUGCUCCUACUGGGACCACGACAGCAAGGCCGGCGCGCUGCACUCGCGCCUGGAUCUCUGA
Messenger RNA from Psammomys obesus (fat sand rat), 1026 nucleotides. RefSeq names its product forkhead box L2 (gene Foxl2). The coding region runs from base 1 to 1026 and encodes 341 amino acids. Gene Ontology annotation, molecular function: DNA-binding transcription factor activity, RNA polymerase II-specific; RNA polymerase II cis-regulatory region sequence-specific DNA binding. Gene Ontology annotation, biological process: cell differentiation; anatomical structure morphogenesis; regulation of transcription by RNA polymerase II. The transcript has 2 exons. The record is from RefSeq and is a predicted model, not a curated record. Lineage: Eukaryota; Metazoa; Chordata; Mammalia; Rodentia; Muridae.